Messenger RNA from Brassica oleracea var. oleracea, 968 nucleotides. Its product is annotated as protein MIZU-KUSSEI 1. Lineage: Eukaryota; Viridiplantae; Streptophyta; Magnoliopsida; Brassicales; Brassicaceae. The transcript has a single exon. The coding region runs from base 90 to 764 and encodes 224 amino acids. The record is from RefSeq and is a predicted model, not a curated record. Gene Ontology annotation, biological process: hydrotropism.
AUAUAUAAGUAUAUCAUCAAACUUCCUCUCAUUUCUCUACAUCAAACUCAAUUAUCUUCUUAUACUUUACACCAUCAAGUACCAGCAAUAUGAGAACGAUGGUAGACUUGGGAAGAGAAAGAAGCAGCCAUCUGCGAGUCAUUAACUCUCCGACCAACGUUGACUGUGCCCGUGAAGUCCGUCUCCGACGAACCCUACGUUCCCUUAUCGAGUGCUUAAUCCCAUACUGUUGCACUUACCAAUCUCCUCCCUCCGACCAAGACGACACCGUCUCUUCCUCUUCCUCCGACAAAACCGGUGCAGUUAUUACCGGAACUUUCUUCGGUCACCGUCAUGGCCACGUCAGCUUCUGCCUCCAAGACGACACUCAUCCGUUGUCUCGGCCACCUCUCCUCCUACUCGAGCUAGCCGUUCCUACGGCGGCUCUAGCUCGUGAGAUGGAGGAGGGAUUUCUCAGAAUCGCUCUCCGGAGCAAAAGCAACCGCCGGUCUAAUAUCUUAGACGUGCCGGUUUGGUCUAUGUACUGCAACGGAAGGAAAGUUGGGUUCGCCGUGAAGAGAGAGGUAACUGAAAACGACGUCGUGUUUCUCCGGUUGAUGAAGUCUGUUUCCGUUGGCGCAGGGGUGGUUCCAAACGGUGAGACGUUGUAUUUGAGGGCGAAGUUUGAGCGAGUCACGGGGUCUAGUGACUCGGAUGCGUUUCAUAUGGUUAACCCAGAGGGUAGCUAUGGACAGGAGCUUAGCAUUUUUCUUUUGAGAUCGUGAUAUACUUGUGAACUUGGGAUUAUGAAAAAAUCUAGUUCUUAUGAUGUGUUAUUUAGUGUUCGGUUUUGUGUAUAUUUUAAAACGUUGGUUUAGUUACAAAUAGUGUUUACUGUUAUAUAGUUUAUAUAUCUCGGUGGUAUAUUGUAACAGUGUGUGGAUAUCCUCAGAUAAUUUUUAGAUAAUGGUGGAAUAAGUUAUAGAUCC